This is a messenger RNA of Styela clava, 7098 nucleotides long. RefSeq names its product plexin-B2-like. Gene Ontology annotation, cellular component: semaphorin receptor complex; plasma membrane. Gene Ontology annotation, molecular function: semaphorin receptor activity; protein binding. Lineage: Eukaryota; Metazoa; Chordata; Ascidiacea; Stolidobranchia; Styelidae. The record is from RefSeq and is a predicted model, not a curated record. Gene Ontology annotation, biological process: semaphorin-plexin signaling pathway; regulation of cell migration.
UCGUACUUAAUAUGCGAUUAUUUAGCGUUUAAGUUGGAUAUAGACCAUAGAAUGGGCGAAAACACUUUGCUGCAUACUUAGAUAUUAACUCGAACCAGCAUUUCUAAUCGAAAGAAUUUACAUCGACGCAAAAUGAAUUUAUUCUACCGAAGAUUAUUCGUAUGGAUAAUACUUGUGACGAUUUGGAAUAUACAGUCAUGUGUUGGGGAUCUCCCUACCCGGAAAUACGACGAAUAUAUCGCCGGAAAUGACGCGAAGUUGGGACUGACCAAUGACAGCCUGUGUGUGAAUUAUUCUGAUGAAACAGGCAUUGAAUUCCAAAGGCUCGUAAUCAAUGACAGCUCGUUAUACAUCGGUGCAACGAACUACAUCGUCCAAGUCGACUUGGGAGAAUUUUCCAUCUCAAAUUUUGUCUCCCUUGGCCCUCAUCAAGAUGACCCUGACUGUUUAGCGCCAUCUAUAUGCGGAACUGCAUGCGGAAGUAGAAGAUGCACGGAUAAUAGAAAUAAACUGCUGAUUCCGCACAGGAAUCAGCUCAUUGCGUGCGGAAGUAUAUACGCUGGAACAUGCGACAUAUUGGAUUUAAAUAAUGUCUCACAACCUUACAUACCGAAACCAGACCGGGAAAGGCUGAAAUGCAAUGGAGAUGCGUCCCAGAUCACAAGGUCAUCAAAUGACCUUGCCAUUGCGGAUAUCUACACGAGCGGAAGUGACGCAAACAAGGACCUAUUUUUCGUCGGAAACAAAGAUUCAGUGGAUACUUUGUACCCCCCUGAUUCCGGUCCAAUUGCAAAGGAUUUAGAAUUUACCCGGAUCGACCAAAGUAACAUAUACGACCCAGCCAAUGGCGUCAAAAGAACUUUUAUCAAAACUUGGGUAACAAGGACUCAUAAUUUUAUGCUCUGGACAUACCAAGGAAAUGAACCAAAGUCGUACAUAUCACGAUUAUGUCAUGCAACCUUGAAUGAAUUUUCGAGGAGUCGCGUUCGAACGGAUGGAUCAGGAAUAGGUUACGGCCAAACAUCUUACACAAAAACGGCUAUUGAAUGUGAAGGUUACCAAGAAGCGACCCUUGCUUUCUACAGGCAUGGAAGACUGUAUGUUCUUAUGACGAAGGAUAACAGAUAUAUAUUGUGCUCUGCUCUGUCCGCCGCUAUAAGCAAACAUAUGGAGAAAGCCAGAGCUGCGUGCUUCAAUGGUCUUGUUGAAAAGGCGGAAUUAAUUGGAGGGGCUUGCACGAAAAUUACAAUACAACCGUCAAUGGUUGAAUGUGGCCUGGACCAGGAAAAAUCUGAUUUCUUGAACCCAAUACAAUCGAAAGAAGCGAUACAACUUCGAAAAGAAUUUGUAUGGCCGCGAGGGACCGAUGCGCCAACUACCAUAGCCGUGGAUUUAUUCGACGGCGCCAGCAUCGGCUUCUUCGGGACGAAAACGGGAGAAAUUUUGAAGGCUCGCAUUGGGAAUUCAGCAUCCAUCUUUGCAGAGAGGAUCGUACUUGACGAGAACAAGCCAGUGUUGUAUGACACAGGGUUCGAUAAGUCAUCCAACUUCAUCUAUGCUAUGAGUCCUAAUAAGCUGUUCAAAGUGAAGUUAUCAAACUGCGACCAAUACAAGACUUGCGACACUUGCAUCACUUCGAACGAUCCGUAUUGUGGAUGGUGUGUGUUGAAAAGCAGCUGCACACACAAGUAUGAAUGCACCGACUCUCAUCGCUCUAAGAACUGGUUGAACACUUUGCGAAUCCCUUCUGAAUGUCCUAGUGUUGCCGCAAUUGCACCUGCUGCACUUUCUGUAGCUGUUUCACAAGAGCUCACUUUAACAUUCGGAGGAAGUGAGUUACCUGACCACGAUUACGAAUGUGAAUUUGUUGUCGGAGACACGGCUAUACACACUGCGCCCAUGAAGAAUUUCUCUUCGACACCGACUUGCUAUUCACCACCCGAACCACCAAUGAUACCGGACGGAAAAGACAAUGUCAAUGUAACUCUCCAUAUAAAAGCUGGCAACGCUACCGUUGCAUCAGGAAAUCUGAACAUCUAUGAUUGCAAUAAGAUACCAAGCAUAAACAAGAACACAAUGUGCGCUUCGUGUGUUACUAGUUCUUGGAGUUGUACAUGGUGCUCGAAUAGCAAUACCUGUGCAGAUUACUGCGUUAACUCAGUGGGGAUAUCUGGCAAGGGAGAAUGCCCAGCUGUGCUAGAAGUGAAGAACCUAACUGUGGAUAUACCGGUCGGGAAACCCCAGGAAUUUACUCUCGUGACUACGAAUCUGCCUAAGGCCCAAGAUUUCGAAUGUGUUCUUGAUGUCUGCGAAUCGAGAUACGAAGUUAUUGUCCCUGGAAUCAGGGACGGGGAAGAAGUGAAGUGCAAUGUUUCCGAAAACCAGCUCAACUGUGAAAAAGAAGAUGCGACUGUUAUUCUGUCACUAAAGUCAGGAAGAUACAUUGUCGACACUCCUAGAGUUGCUACAGUAACAAUCGACCUUUUCAACUGCAGCAGUUCUGAAGCGGAGUGUGGCCUGUGCAUCAUCUCACACGCUCGGCAUUCGGAAUGUGCGUGGUGCGGUGACUCGAGCUCUUGUAUUCCGGCAACGGAUUGUAAAGGACCGAAGACCACUGAUAUCACGAGUUGCCCGGCUCCGGUUAUUGAAUGGAUCAAUCCAACAAAUGGACCCAAGAACGGGGGAACCGAGAUUACAAUCUCAGGAAAGAAUCUCGGCAGCAAAUCAUCAGAAAUAUCGAAUAUUACUGUUGGGGAAACGGUCAAUUGCAAAGUCCUUCCUGAGAAAUAUGUGCCGUCAAAAAAAAUCGUAUGUGAGACUGGAUCCACUUCUCUGGCGCCAUCCAGCGGUCCAGUUCAAGUUUAUUUAUCAUAUACAAACAACAAAUUUGCAUCAGAGCAAGACUUCACUUUUAAGGAAGUGACCGUGACGGGGUUCGAACCCAAGUAUGCCUUACUUGGUACCAAGGUUACAAUUUCAGGCACAAAUCUUGAUGUCGGGAAUGGAGCAAGUGUGAAAAUUGUGCAGAAUUCAGAAGAGAGAUCCUCUAUAUGCUUAGACAGAACACCAACACAACUUGUAUGCCUUGUACCAACGGCCCCAAUCACUGGAUCCUACGCCGUUUGGACCACAUUGGACGGCUUUACUCAAAAAAUGGAAGAAAAUAUUCAAUUCGUCACAGAACCUAAUGUGACUCGUCUUGUUGGAAGGGAAUCCCUUGUUAGCUUCUAUAGUGGUGGCCUCGUGGCAACAUUUGAGAUGACAAGCCUUCUAGGAAUACAGAAUGUUGCUUUGAAUGUAAAUGCGGGAGAAAUAGAGCAGGAUUGUGAUUUGAACACAAAUACGACAACCAUAUCCUGUCCUAUCCCGGCGAUGAACUCACUGGAUCCAGAGUACAAGACUAGAUCAAAGAGAGCGGUUGAUGGCGAUACGAAACAAGCCGUUCCAAGGACGACUGAUUCGAAAAACGUUCCAGCUGAAAUCGUUAUAAACAACAAACUAAAAAUCCCUCUUGCCGGAUCCUUAUCUCUCGUGUACGUGAACAACCCACAACUCGACUCUUUGACAUCGAUGCCGUGCAGAACGCCAGAGACUACCGGUCCUGAUUCUCGAACCACUGGAGGCACCAGUGUGAAUGGUACGACGAGAAGUGACCCCCAGAGUGACGCAACAGCAACGAAGGAACCAACAGUAGCUGUUCAACUUACUGGUAAAUACUUGAACUCAGCUGCUAUCAAAGAAGAUUAUACAAUUACUAUAGAGCCACUUGAAGGAGAUCCAGAUUCAGUUGACUGCUUGCCAAGUUUCCUCGAAGCCGAAUCACUUAUUUGUAAGGCUCCUGCAUCAGCGCUGCGGAAAUACGAAGGGUAUAAAGUGCAAGUUACGGUAAAAGUCGGAAACCUGACUUUCCCUUUACGAGCGGAAUACUGUCCUGAAGGGGGAAGUUUCGGGGUUGCAACGAUUGCUGUCAUUGUAGCAGUGGUUGUGGUGCUUGUCAUUAUAAUCGUCAUAUUGGUUGUCAUGUUCCGAAAGCGAGCUCAGAAGCAAAGAAAGGAGAGAGAACAGAUCAUGUUCAUGCUCGAUACAUUGGAAAACAAAACGAGAGAAAAUGCAAGAAAAGCUUACUUUGAACUUCAACUUGGCUACAUGACGACAUUGACUGACAACUUGGGAGACAUAAUAACCUAUCUUUCUCCUGUCUCCUGUUUCAUGAGGGCUCUCUUCAAUGAUUGGAAGCCGGAUCACCCGAUGUUAAAUUCAAAGUCAAACUCAACAAUAACAAACGGAACAGUUGCUGGUAUCGACGAGUUUUUUCAGCUUCUAAAAAACAAGGAUUUCUUGAUGACACUAGUAAAGACAUUGGAAGAACAGAAGCAUUUCACUGUCAAAGAAAAGGGCCAGUUCGCUUCGCUUCUGACAGUUUGUUUAUUUGACGAUCUCGUAUAUUUUACAAAGGUUAUGAUGGAUCUUCUCUCUGAUUUAAUUCAAAAACAUGUCGGAAAAAAUCCAAAGCUGCUACUUCGAAGAUCUGAGUCGGUCGUGGAGAAAAUGGUCUCACAUUGGCUUUGUAUCAAUCUCUAUUCCCAAUGCAUCAGGGACCAAGCUGGCAAGCCUUUAUUCCUUUUGACCAAAGCAAUUCAUUUCCUGGUCAACAGCGCCCCAAGUGACGUAGUGGCAAACAAAGCCGUGAACAGUUUAAACGAGAUGACACUGCUUGGAACCGAAAUUACUUAUGAGACAAUCACUCUAAAGGCCUCCGUUGUUGACAAAGGUAAACAGUCCGAAGUGUUUGAAGUCAAGGUUGUGAACUGCGACACCAUUACUCAAGUCAAGGAAAAGAUAAUUGAGGUUGUUUACAGGGAUCGACCAUUCUCUGAGAACCCUACACCAGGUGAUAUGGAAUUGGAACUUGUAGCCGGGCAAGGACAUCUCGUGUUAUCAGACAUCGACAAUAUGAGCCAUGAAGAGGGAACCUACACGCAGAUCAAUACAUUGAAACAUUAUAAUGUACCAGAUGGUGCAGUUGUAUUAUUAACACCCACGAAAACAGAUACAGAAGGAGCUUCAGAGAACGGAAAUCCUCCCGCUGCGACUCGAAAGAGAAGACUAUAUCACUUGAUUCACCCACGGGACAAGGAACCAAACGGUUUCAUUGAAGAAGACGAUUCUGGCAACAAAACAAAAGCUCUGAUUGGGAACCUCAUCAACCAACCGUUCCAGGAAAUUUAUCUCACAAGAAUGGUCAAGUCCAAGACCACUGUUCAAGAAUAUGUGGACGGAGUCUUCAAUGCAAUCCUGAAUCCGGAUCCGUUAUCCAAAGCAGUGAAAUAUUUUUUCCAAUUCUUAGACAUGGAAGCAGCAAAACAUAAAAUCAAUGACCCUGAAGUUGUGCAUAUUUGGAAAACUAACAGCUUACUUCUCCGAUAUUGGGUCAACAUUCUCAAGAACCCAGAAUUCCUCUUCGACGUAAACAAGACAGCAAUUGUGGACAGUUGUUUGAACGUCAUCACACAAGCUUUCAUGGACGCUUGCACAACGACAAACCAUAAACUGGGGCAGGAUUCCCCUUCAAACAAGUUAUUAUACGCCAAGGAUGCGGAGAGAUACAGAAAAAUGGUCGCAAAAUUUUUUGAAAAUAUUUCUAAUGAAGAGGUGACCGGAGAAGAAGAGUUGAAUGAAUCUUUGAGACAAGUUUCAUCUGCAUACGCAGUGGAAUUCAACAAGAGAGCAGCAGCUCAGCAAUUGUACAAUCAUUUGGACAAAUAUAGAUCACAGGUCCAGGAAGCUGUAGAAGAUUCCGAUAACAGCGGCGUUCUAACAAACAAGUUGAAUAACGUUAUUAUGAAAUUAUCUCAGGACACGAACGGCCACGCUUACGAAGAAAUCGUAUCACUCCCUGAAUCAUCGUCAGCCCCUUUGUAUUCGAACGCCUAAAUUGUUGACUGCAACAGCUCUAGAGUGACAUAAAGCGGAUUUGCGCAGCGCCGAUGACUGAUCUAUUGGUGGCGCACUUGAAACUCGAAUUUUAUAUACAUUUAACGUAGCAACAACUCUAAUUUUAUUAAUAUUUGCCCUUUUUAAUGACAUGAUUUCAAACUUCGGGAAAGAUGACUUUAAAUAUCAGCAAAUUCUCCUCCGUUGUAAUUUGAAAUUUCAAUUCUGUAUCUCAACUAUGGGAAUCGAUCAACUCAUUUCGGAACUUUACUGUUAUAGGUAUAGUUAAUACAUAUAAAUCAACUUCACUUUAUUACUUUUCGAAAGAUGUUCCCAAGUAAUAUAUUUUUAGGUAAGAAAGGAAGGGGGAGAGAAAAGGGGAAUCUGUAGUUUAUAAUUAGUCAUAUUUCAAUUAAUUUUUGUAUUGAAACUGGAUCCUUACUUCAAGGGAGUAGCCAAUGGAUGUUGUUUUAUACUUGCGUUUUAUAAUUUAGUAACGGAAAUGCAUUUCAAAGUAGCGAAAAAUUAGAUUUUUAUCAGGUUUCAUUUUAAGUUUACUAAAAACCUCAACACCCACUGAAUUAACCGAAUGUCAGCUUGUUAUGAAAUACUUCUGCAAUUUAUAAUAAAAAUCUCGCUAUUUUUAUACAUACAAAUUUGUCGUAAAUUGAAAUGCGUCUUACACUUUCAAGGCUUUUUAAAACACCCAUGUUUUCCGCUAGCUGAUACGCUCAUACAAAACAAACAAAAAUUCCUGAUCACUUUCUUCAAAAUUCCUGGCUACGAGAGAUCCCACAUCUGCCCUGCGAUGUCAAUAUCAUUAAAAACUAUCUUCAAUUUUUAAUCGUUUUUAUCUUUCUUUGCUUAUCUACUGCAUUCAAUUCUUUCACCAUGUAUUUUCUACAUAUUUUAUGUAAAAUUUGUAAAUUUUUUUUGAGAAAAAAUUGAUGCAAUUUUAUGUGUUUCCGUGUUCGAAUUUUUCAAAUUUUUGUGCCUUGAGAAUUAUGUUCCUUUCAAACUUGGGCCAGAGAUAUUGGGUAAAAAUAAUCGACGGUUCAAGCAAGAUCGGUGAUAAUUUUCUAUGUUUGAAUUUUCAUGUUUUUAUUAAGUUGUACGAAAAAUAUAAUCAAGGGUUUUUGAGAAAAUAAAUCACAAAUGAACAAA